AGUAUAAAAAGCUCGUCGAACGAUUAAAUCCUCCAAGUGCAAACUUUGCAGGUACCGGCUACUUUCAAAUUUAUACGUAUGCGCAUGCAUGCAUGAUGCUGCGCUUGGAACUAAGGCGCCCUCUAGGUCUAAUAAUCAUGAUGCCAACACACGGCGUCAUCAUCUCUUCUCCUCUCUUUUAUCCACUCCAUACUUCAUAGCCAUAGUAUUGUUGAGGCAAUAGUUCUCGACGGUUAGUGUAUGGCAAAUGGCGCCUCUACUACUAGGGAGUUCGCUUUUUCUAGUUGAUUCUCGUUAUAUAUCGCGCAGUUCGGUAAUGACCAUCUAGUUGAUACUCCCCAGGAAGUUGGAAUUUUUCUUCCACUAGCACACUAUACAAGACCAGCAUCGCCAAGUACCUAGAACUGAACACGCGACUUAUAUCGCCAUCAACUGCAGCACACUAGCACAGUCUCCCGCCACUGCACGAAAGUAACUAAAUACUUUUUUGCUUGGUAAUAUAUAUACAACUAUAAUGGAGAUUUUGUGGGAUAUUUCGGAAUUCAAAUUGUAAAAGGAGAUAAUACUUGUUCAUAAAUCAAAACAUCGGAUCAGGAUGGAGGAAGUCAAGACAGAGGAGGACAAUGUCAUACGCAUUGUCGAAGUCAAAACAAAAGAACCUAAGAACACCGAAACUCAAGAAAUAGUACGUUUAACACCGACUGGAAAAAUCAGUCACGCUAAAACGCGCGUUUAUACGCAGCGAUACCGUAAAGAAUGGGAACACAUGGCCGAUUUUAAAGAUUGGUUAACGUCGGUUCCCUACCAAGCAACAAGGGCUUUCUGUAAAUAUUGUCAGAGAAAUUUACAUGCUCAUCGAUUGUCAUUAUUAAAGCAUAUGUGCACCUUGAAACAUCAAAGAGCAGCUGUGCAAUAUAAUAAGAGGGAAGCUGCGCAACAACAAAAUUCAAAUGAUAUCAAUUAUGUUGUUGAAAGUUUAGAUGACGAUGAUGAGGAUAAUGAAGAUGAAGAUGACGAUUAUAAUGAAGAUAAUGAGGGUGACAUUGUUGAUGACGAUGACAUAAAUAAUGAAACAACGGAAUACUUACAAGACGUAGGAGAGGAAUUGAAUAUUGAAGGUGAAGUUCAAGAAGAGGUCAUUGAAGAAUCUGAAGGUAUACAUGAACCAGUUUUCAAGAAAUUGUGCAUUGAAAAGAAUGAAGCUCAAGACACCUUAGCUCAAGCGAUGUCUCAUGUUCAUUCAGAUUAUUCAACAGAAAAUGAAGAGCCUAUAGAAUUGCAAAUGGAAGUGGAAUCUGUUGAAGAGGACCAUGAAGAGGAUAAUUUGAAACCCUAUCAAUAUGUAAAAUACUCAACAAAUCAAAAAGAUCAAACAGACAUUCAGAAAGAAGCAAUGAAUAAAACCCAGAAAGAGGUAUCAGACGAAGCAAUUAAAACAUUGAUAGCAGAAUCUAAAGGAAAUUCACAAGCUGGAGAUAAUGCAAAAAAAGUAUUAUUCUUCUCUUCGGGUGGUAAAACUUAUAGUUUAGUGAAAAGCAAACUUCCACCAGUUGUAAUGAACCAGUUUAAUGACAAAAAUUUUACUGUUGUUGCUAAGUUGGCAAAACAAGAUGUAAAAUUAAAAGAUACUACAAGUAGCACUAAUGUGACAACUUCUAGCACAGCUAGUGCUAGUCAAGAUUCAAAAAAGAAUCUUGUUGCUACUAAAACCACGUCAAUGACGACAAAAUCGGUUUUACUAAAAAAACCUAUCGUUAGUACGCAUGUUUUGGAAACAAGUAAAGGAAUUCCUGUUUGUGGAUUACAAGUUAGCUUGUACAAGUUGCAGGACGGAAGAUGGACUUUUGUACAUGAAAGUAUUACAACUGCAAAUGGUUUUUGCAAUGAUUUUUCGAGUUGUGCAAAAAACAGUUUGACCACUGGGCGCUAUAAAUUCCAUUACGAUGUCGAGAAGUACUACAACAUGCGAAAACAGGCAACUAUCUACCCAUUCAUAGAAAUUGUUUUUGAUAUUAAGGAUCCCAACGCGUCGUACCAUAUUCCUCUUUUAGUCAGCCCAUUUAGCUAUAGUACAUUUAAGGACUCUCCAAGAUAAGCUUAUAAUUUUAGUUAUUGAUUUUCUUUUACAAUGUACAGUUUAACAAAUAAUGUUUCUUUUACUUUAGCAUAUAUUUCGACAAAAUGAUUAAUUUUAGUAAAACAACUGCCUAUUUACAAUUGGCAUAUAAUGUAUUAUACAGAUUUUAAAACUUACAUAUUAAGUGUUGGUUGUAAAUUAUAAAAUUAAGAUUAUUGUGUCAAAAAUAGAAACUAGAGAUAAAAAACAUAGUAUAAUCAAGAAGCGGGAACACUUUAGUCAACAUUUGCGACCUUUGACAUUUACAUCAGAACAGAGAUAUGUUUUAUACUCUCUGUAUUAGCGCUUUAAUCUUCGUGAGUUUGCCUCGGGACUCAGUAUUGCUCAGACAGUAGGAAGACACACUGUUACCAGCAUUAUUCUUGAAAAGAAAUAGCAGUGCAAAAUAUUUUCUGAAAGGUGCAUCAUCAUGAGUUCUUCUUCAUUUAAAAUUACAACGCACGUACUGGAUACAAGCAAAGGACUUCCAGUGUCCAAUUUACCAGUAAAACUUUUUAAAUUGAAAAAUCAUAGUGAGUGGAUAUUGAUUAGUGAUGGAAAAACCUGUUCUUCUGGCCGAUGCGCUAAUUUGAUUGCUGACGAUGCUGAAUUCAGCAAAAACACCUACAAGUUGAGCUUUCUUGUGAAAGAUUACUACGACUCUGUUAAUGCGAAAUCAAUGUACCCGUUAAUUGACGUGAUAUUCGAUAUUGAUAAAUCGGAGCACUAUCACAUCCCUUUAUUGUUGAACGCUUUUGGGUUUACAACCUAUAGGGGAACUUAAUUUUGUAAUAUUAGUACGAUACAAUAUACAAUAAACACAUUUUUUUAUCAA
This is a messenger RNA of Nasonia vitripennis (jewel wasp), 2951 nucleotides long. RefSeq lists its product as uncharacterized. NCBI's taxonomy places the organism in Eukaryota, Metazoa, Arthropoda, Insecta, Hymenoptera, Pteromalidae. Gene Ontology annotation, biological process: purine nucleobase metabolic process. The coding region runs from base 596 to 2095 and encodes 499 amino acids. Gene Ontology annotation, molecular function: hydroxyisourate hydrolase activity. The transcript has 8 exons. The record is from RefSeq and is a predicted model, not a curated record.